This is a messenger RNA of Strongylocentrotus purpuratus (purple sea urchin), 2974 nucleotides long. Its product is annotated as H2.0-like homeobox protein. The transcript is spliced from 4 exons. The record is from RefSeq and is a predicted model, not a curated record. NCBI's taxonomy places the organism in Eukaryota, Metazoa, Echinodermata, Echinoidea, Camarodonta, Strongylocentrotidae. Gene Ontology annotation, molecular function: RNA polymerase II cis-regulatory region sequence-specific DNA binding; DNA-binding transcription factor activity, RNA polymerase II-specific. Bases 314 to 2137 code for a protein of 607 amino acids. Gene Ontology annotation, biological process: regulation of transcription by RNA polymerase II.
UUGGAGAUGAUAAUGGUUCCCCUCGUGAGGAUGGAACUCCUGCCCCGCAAAGAACUUGUUAGCAUUCCGUAUUAGAUCUUUGUCCGGUUAAUAACCUCAUCGUACAUCUGGCCAAACUCGUAGAAUAUUUUACAGGUUGCAAGUAAAUGAAUUCGAAUCCCUCUUUUUGAAAGUGUUUCUUGUCUUUAUUUUAUAUCGUUUAUAUGCCUUGGAUGUUAUCUAACGGCUUUGCAUGAUAACAGGUCGUUCAACCGCUUAUGUACUUCCGUUCGUCAACCCGAGUUUAUGUGCUAUAGUAUUGGAGUGAUCGGAAAUGCUUCUGGAAGAUUUUAUCUCGACGGCUCCCAUCAUAGAUCAGAUUCCCCAACACUUCUUGCCUAAUUCAUACGGCUUGGCGCCUCAGCCUCCAGCGGUUAAUAACACCAUGGAUUUAGGACCACCACCAGUGACCCGAUUGGUACCGGAUAAUUUGGCUGCAGCAGCGAGGUUGCCGACGAACUCGGUGUCUCGCAUAGAAGCUGUCAAGAGUUUGCUCUGCUCCGAGUCGGAUUCGGAGUUCAGCGCUCUCUCGGGUGAUAACCCCAAGCUUGCCGGGAACUCCGGCCUCGGCCCGCCGUCGAUACCCGCUGCAAGGAUCCCCGCUCAAGCAUCCUUCUCGGCGAUUCCUCAUCCGAUUCCUCGCCUGAGCUCCGGCGCCGCUAACCUCUCAACGUCGCUCGGCGACUACCGUUCAUCGAAUCAUCCAUUCCAUAUCCCGUUGAUGAUUAAGAUACCCACCAAGGUUAGGCUGCCACCGCAGAAGGACGGCAAGAGGAUCAACCAGCACACCUACAAGACACAUGCUCCAGGAGAUGGGCUGUUGAAGAUAGACAAGAAACUGGACACGGCUGCCUCGGCCGUCCCCGGAGCUCCCCUGGUCUCGACAGACAGACUCUACCAGAGCAUCGUCAUGACUGACCACGGAAUCCUGAACAUCAUUAGCUCCAGCGAACCAGGUUCAAAAGUUCCCACUCCGCCACCUUCGUACCUCAGUGUCUACUCCAACUCAACCGGGACAUCAUCGUCCUCAGUAGCACCAAGCCUGGCAUCAACAUCGUCAUCGGAUGACCAAACCCAGGCAGCGAUGGCGAUGACGUCGCUCUCGUUGACGCAAUCGACAUCGGUCAAUGGUGUCAAACCGAAAAGAUCUAGAUCCAGAGGUGGGCUUGGUAAAAAGCGAACAUCCUUUACAAGGAAUCAAGUGUAUGGCAUGGAACGAAGAUUUGAUCAACAGCGAUACCUAACCAGUGUGGAGAGAAAAGAGUUCUCGAACUCUAUCGGUCUAGAUGACCAUCAUGUAAAAAUAUGGUUUCAAAACCGUCGAAGCAAGCUGAAAAAGCAAGCCGUGGUCAGUAGUAGCGGCGGCCCCGUACGACCCACCACCAACAUCCGGGCUAAACCUCCUCCUGGGACAAACCCACUACCUCCACAACAUUUCAUAAGUCACGCGAUAAAAUCGGAAGAUACGUCAUCAUCUGCAACGUCGUCUGUUUCCUGCCACCAAGCCAUUCCCGCGCCACUACAUCCAACACAUCCUACUUCUGCCACCGAUUAUCAUCAAAACAUGAAUGGUUCAAUUCCGCCAUGUAUGGGGGCGCCGUUGAUGGCACCACAAGCCAGUUCAGGCGUGUCGUACCAAUCAAUGAACUCAACCACGGCAUCAGUACCGAAUUCUUACUCUUCUUCUUCGACAAUCCCGACGGGAAUGAACGCGUUCGUAGCAAGCACACAGGGUGUUCCUGCCGCUAUCGCUCCGGGUUCGUUCGCUCAUCCGUACGCGCCUCAAUACCACGACUCGAACGCGAACGCGAACGUCAUGAUGUCGUCUGCUACGCACAGUCAUAUCCCAGCGAUGACAACGCAGGCUAGUGCGAUGCACGGGAUGUCGACAAUGAGUGGUGUUCCUUUCCAGCCGCCUUACGGUUACGUAUACGACUACGGUGUUGAUCAAGGAACCGCUUUCGCUGCUCAAGGGUCGAGGUCGUCAUCACCCUUCGGUAAUUUUCCGUUCUCUCCAGGAUUCCAUUGUCUCCCGGACGAUACAGGGCAUAACUCUUUCCACCAGAUGCCAAUAGUACCUCCAGUGAAUAUGAUGUAAAAUAUAUUUCGUAAUUUGCCAGCGGAAUAUUUUCAGUCAUCUAGAUUUCCUCAUUUGAGGAUUGGAACAUGGCGGAUGAAGUUUGAAGAUCGCAUUUUUAUUUUGGACUUGGACAUUUCGAGAGUAAAUUGUUUUCUAUCUCUUUUUUUAUUUUUAUUUGUCUUUUUCUUAAUUUUGGCUUUUUGAAAAAUCGUUUCUCUUAUGAGCCAGAUUAAGUUACGUUAUUUUAUGUUCCGUACAGUCAUUAUUUAUUCUUCCUUUCAAAUUAUUAAAUCAACACGAAAAAUAAUCUUCAAAAUAUAUGAUUAGGUAACAGAAGAGGCUGAACAAGUUUCAUUUAUGCUACGCUUAUUAUCUUUAGACGAAGUGAAAGAGACGACAGGCAGCCAGGUUACUGCUGUUUGAAGUGAAUUUGAAAUUCAAAGCUGGGCAUUUUGUUUCAAUUCGAAAAUAUUUAAAUGUAAUAAAAAAAAGUAGAAUAAGUAAAAUAAGAUGCUUAUAACAUUUGUACUGAAGAUAAAUAUAUAUAUUUAACCCAAAAUAUGUCAGUAGAUGAUAUUGAAACUAAAAAAUUCCCUGCGUAUAUCGCCUUUUCGAACGAUUUCCUUUCUGAUGUUGACACAAAAACACGUCGAUUUCGUAGUUUUUAAGACGUGUCGCUUGUUUCAACGGGAAAAUAUACGGUUUUAAGCAAUAAUUCUCGUACCAAUUUGCGGCUAGCUUAAACGGGUCAGUAUGUUUAAUGCAAUUUCACAUUGAUAUGCCUUGUCUUGGAACUCAACUAUAUUUUUGAUACACGAAUUCACUGUUUAUAAUAAAAAGAAUGCCACAUCAUCA